AAGCAUGACCGCGAGGCUCUCGAAGACUGAGAUGAGUACAUACUGAUACUUCACAGGCUGUGUAUACAAUUGGGAUUUGUCUUGCAUGGCUUUGUAGUGUAGCGGUUAUCACAGUGGAUUCUGAUGCUAGACAUGCUUAGUAAUCGGAUAAGACUCAUUCGCAUCGUCACCUCGUCCCUGUAUUACUAUACGACAUGAAGAUGGUCGCGUCGUGUUUGAAAGGGCGUGGGAAGACGCGCGGUGCUUAGGCGCUAGUAGCGUAGUGCGAAACCGCGACCAAUCUGCGUCCGUUACUUGCAUCCUUCCAGUUCCACGUUUACCGGACGCUUCUCAGCCAGCUACACGGCAUCUGUGCUUUCAUGGCAGGCACUAGCUCCUCCAAGCGCAAGGUUCCAAGCAACAUAGAUACCGAGGGUCGUAGUAGUGGACGUGAGAACAAGAAAAAGAAGACAUCAGCAGCGGCAGAAAAGGCGACAGCGAGUGCGAUAGGCAAGACAGAGAUUGCCGCUCUCUUCGCCGGCUUGACCCAAGUUUUCCCGAUCGUCCGCGAACUGCAAGCUCUAGUACCGGAGUCUGCGGCAAUGGAGGUGCCGACUACCCCGCAGACCAUUGGCUCUGGUUCAUCGUCGCUGUGGGCGGUGAAGUCGGAGGCGCAUAUACGGACACUAGUAUGCCUCAAGAACAAGUCUUGUUGCCCACAGACAGUGAUCCAACCUCCUGCGCUUCAUGCUGACCUGAAUGCUGAAACCCUUCUCCGCCCCUCAGCCCCUGGUAGCGUCAGCUUCAGUGACACUAGUCACAUCAGCAACACGAUGGGAAAAUCGCCUAACGAAACGGCUGGCUUGUAUGCAGACGACCCCCCUCAAGUGUUGCCCACGGCUCAGGACGAAGGUCUGCAAGGCGCUGAACUCCUCACUGAAGAUGCCGUGAUGACGGACAGCAGCCUCAUCUGGGGAUAA
Rhodofomes roseus is the source of this 959-nucleotide messenger RNA. RefSeq lists its product as uncharacterized. The transcript has 3 exons. Lineage: Eukaryota; Fungi; Basidiomycota; Agaricomycetes; Polyporales; Fomitopsidaceae. Bases 360 to 959 code for a protein of 199 amino acids. The record is from RefSeq and is a predicted model, not a curated record.